GAAAGGGGCGGAGCCUAGACAUGAAGGGUGCUGCGGGCCAACCGGGAGAGCCGCCUGGAGGGAGGGCGGGGCCACGCCGGGUGAUUGACGCCGAGGCCCGACAGGGGAGAGGCGGGGCCAAGGCCUGACUAAACCCGAAGACUUGGAGGCCGAGGGGCUUCGACCCAGCUGAGGAGCCAAAGAGCUGCUGGCAGCGCCGAUCUCCCCAGCGCGCAGAGCCCCGUUGGAAAUCUGAGGAUUUUUUUUAUUUCAGGUGUCCUUUUGACAGAUGGAAAAAAAUGUGAAAGUUAAGCCCAGGCUUACCUUGGUUUGGGAAAUAAGUGAACUUGCCGGUUAAGUAGCAGGCUUAAGAGGAGACAGUUUUGCAAGCUGCAGAGACAGGCUUGCAGCUGCAUUCCAGCAUAGAGAAAGACAAAGUUCUUCAGUGUUUCUAGGGUGCAUAUUUGUGCCAGAUGUGAAGGGCCUUGAUGGGUUCUUUUACUAAGAAUUAAUCGCAUAUUAUAGUGUAUUAGGUAAGAAGGAGAUGCCAGAAAACGUGAAUUCUUCUCUCUGGAUGUUCCCAAUUUAGUAAAAGGUUACAGACCAAUGAAAUUGAGAAACAGCACAACGCUAAAUAUUGAGAGAAGAGACUGAAAACCAAAUAGACAACCAUGUUUUCAUGUGAAUUCAUUUUAGCAGAAUCAAAAACAAACUACUUCUGGAAGGGGCAGGUGUUUUUAGAAGUUUAGCUCUCAAAAUGGGCAGAAUCUUCCUUGACCAUAUCGGUGGUACCCGUCUGUUUUCUUGUGCAAACUGUGAUACGAUCCUGACCAACCGCUCAGAACUCAUCUCUACGAGGUUCACAGGCGCCACCGGUAGAGCGUUUCUUUUUAACAAGGUAGUUAACUUGCAGUACAGUGAAGUUCAAGAUCGGGUCAUGCUCACUGGCCGCCACAUGGUUCGAGAUGUGAGCUGCAAAAACUGCAAUAGCAAACUGGGCUGGAUCUAUGAGUUUGCUACUGAAGACAGCCAGCGUUAUAAGGAAGGCCGUGUGAUCCUGGAACGUGCACUAGUUCGAGAGAGUGAAGGCUUUGAGGAGCAUGUACCGUCUGAUAACUCUUGAAGAAGAAAGAUAAAUCCAUCUUUUCCCAGGUCUCCUUCACUGAAAACAAAAAUCUACUUACAUACACUGUCACCUUAGCAUCAGAGUCGGAUUCAUGAACUGCGGAACAAGAGGGUGUGAGAAUCUUGAGAUGGAAUCUUUCUUUCUCUUUUUUUUUUUUUUUAAAUUUUGUAUUUCCCAUCCAACAGCAGUUUGUAGAGAGAAUAUUUUGCAGAUGCCGUUAAUUUUUUCCCUAUGUUUACAUCUUGAGGCAGAAGAGUCUGCAGCUACAUGGUGGGCUAUAUGAGGGGAAAAAAUUGGGGCUCCUAGAGUGAAAAGGAGUGUUUUGUGUACAUUUUGAGUAGAGAAUAUGUCAAGAGCAUGGUUUUUAAACUUAUUUGGGCUUCAUUUUAAACUUUCUUUUAAACCCAGUUAUUUCACUUAAUUUGCUAGCUUCAAGAAGAGAUCCGAAUCUGUGCCUGGCGCUGGAGGCUCAGUGUUAGCAUGGCUUGUGCUGGCCAGUGUGCCAUAUUCUUGUUGGAGAGGAACUGUAGCACCAGAACCCAUUCUUCCUUGUCAGUCUUGACCCACAGAUGUCACCUUCCCUAGCUCCUUGUCACCAUGUACUUGGUGUUGAUUGGAAACUUUCUGAAAUGGGGCAGAACUGCUUGGCUGUCUUUCCCAUGUAACUUAAGCAUAGUAAUAUAAAUAAAGUGAUAGUUGGA
Peromyscus eremicus (cactus mouse) is the source of this 1806-nucleotide messenger RNA. RefSeq names its product yippee like 5 (gene Ypel5). The transcript is spliced from 5 exons. Lineage: Eukaryota; Metazoa; Chordata; Mammalia; Rodentia; Cricetidae. The coding region runs from base 737 to 1102 and encodes 121 amino acids. The record is from RefSeq and is a predicted model, not a curated record.